Molecule: messenger RNA, 2211 nt
Organism: Puccinia graminis f. sp. tritici CRL 75-36-700-3
Lineage: Eukaryota; Fungi; Basidiomycota; Pucciniomycetes; Pucciniales; Pucciniaceae
Exons: 8
Coding region: 1-2211 (736 amino acids)
Source: RefSeq, a predicted model, not a curated record
AUGGAUGCUGAAGGUCACAUCGCCAGUUUGACACGCGAUCGGCCACCCGAAUCUCCAACAGGCCCGCAUGUUGCAAAACUAAAUAAACAAUUUGGGGCCCGACGCGACCGAGCUGUCGAGCCCGAUAACAUACAGAGCUGCCGACUGCUUCCGGAAGACGGUGACCAGAAAAACGCAUGUCGAAGAAUUCUCUCGAGUCAGGACCCUCCCUCCCUUGGCCGAACUUCCUAUCUGGUUCUCAAUUUUUUCGGCAUUGAGCUGGCCCCAGUUCUCAGUUCCUUCCACUGUAAUGCCCAGGCGCGUGGCAUUGACUGUUCAUACGUGUCAGAACUAGUAAUUGCAGAGCCAGACCCAGGCGGACUAGUCCGGCAAUUGAACUUGAAGUGGAGAUGGCCACCUGAUGCCUGCGCAAAGGGUCAUACCGAAGAUUAUUUCGACGAGCCGGAGGCCCCACAGCACCUCACGUUUGACCAGUGGCCCAUACCACCAGCACUCACUGAUCGGGCAAACUGCUUGAACCGCUUGCUGGCUAAGUUCUGUAUGUACGACCAGGUCUGCGAUCUCGCUGCGCGACCGGUCAGUUCACUCUGUGCUAUCACAGCUCCCCGAGCAGUACUUGAUGGGAGUGCCGUCGGCGUCGACGAUCAGUUCAACGUCUUACGACAUACUAGCUCAUCCUACUCAUUUAAAUACGUACAACUCUCGAGCGACAUUCUGAGAAUGCUUCUCUUAAUCAAAAGGUUGACCUUGUUCUUUACACUUGUUCCUAACCGAAAUUGCACGCCCGUGGGAUUCGAGAAUUUCGCACUUGAGGAAACGGCUGAGACGCUAAACCAUGCAGGGGCGAUGGAAUCGAGAAAACAAAAAUUACCGUUCAAUCCACAAAUGGAAGCACAAAAAAAAGAUUGGCAUUCUAUGAUCCAGUCUUAUGAUUUGCUAUUGGACUACAAACACAACAUAAAGGAAAAUGAAGCUCAAACCGUUCACUUUGAAACCAUAAACAACGCAGUCCAAGGAUUGACCAUAUGCCACAACUACCUUCGCCAUAUAUUCGGAGUACCAGGAGAAUCACUUCGAGAUGCUUUAGGCGUACAUAAGGAUCCAUCUGAAAGGCUUGAAGAAUCUGAUGGUGCAUACAAAAGCUCCAUUUGGAAUCUUAUUUCAGUUUUAGAAACCCCCAUGAACAUGCCUGAGCCCCUCCAUCAUGUCCAAAUCGCUGGCAAUGACUGUAUCUUGCAGACCAUAGAAUACAUACGUAAAUAUAACCUUGCACCGGCUGGUAUGGCUGAGGAAAUUCAAAUCUCAUUCAAGAGUCAGCGUGCUUUAGAAUGGCUUACAAAGUCCUCUAUAGAUAUAUUUAGACAAGGGACAAAGUUUCAUAAUGAUUAUCAUUGUCGGCCGUUUGAAGAAGUACAUUUGAAAAAUCAUUUCCAGCUGACUAAUUUCAAUAAUCUGUAUCAAGAUCUUUCAAAGAGUCAACAGGAUUGGUGUUUAUUUCAAUAUCUGGCGGCUAGGAUGAAUCCUAAAGCACAAAAAGCAAUCAUGGAAGAUGAAACUUCCCCGAAAGGAUUUUUCAAACCAAUGCUUGAACUGAUUCAAUUUUCAAGAAAGCUAAAGAAAUUUCUUCUGAACGAGCUAGAGAGCGAUAACAACCUUCUUGAUCCAAGAAUCGAAUUCUUGAGGGAUAGCAAAGUUGAUUUGGUUAAGUUGAUUGAAUUUAUCACCGAACCGGCUUUGGAGCGUGGUAUGAGUCUAUUUGAUCUCAAGAUCAUUGUUGGAAAUAUGUUUGCAACAGUAGACUUCAUCUUGAGCAGAUUUCUAAACGGUUACAGAGAUGAAAACGGAUCAGGAUUACAAAUGACCAAAGCAAUGGAAUUCAGAAAAAAGAUGAAAUUGCUUAGACUGGCGACCAAUAUUUACAUAUGGAGGAACAUGGUCUUUGAUUACGACCACUACAUUUCAAAAUAUGAAGAUGAGGGUCAUAAGAUACCUAAAAGCGUCCAGGAAGCAACAAGAAAUUUCUACUGGAGAAACUUGAACAAAUAUGUUGCAUCUUACAAAAGCAUGAGAGACAACCAAUCAAAGCAAGACUAUGACUGGAAACAGAAAAUUGAAGGCAACAUCUAUUACAAGCAUAUCACAGAUACAUAUGAUCGUGAAUGUGAGAAAUUGGAAGACCUACACAGGAAUUUUGAGAACUCAAAAGAAUGA